Messenger RNA from Phodopus roborovskii (desert hamster), 1260 nucleotides. Its product is annotated as putative olfactory receptor 1F12P. Gene Ontology annotation, molecular function: G protein-coupled receptor activity; olfactory receptor activity. Gene Ontology annotation, biological process: G protein-coupled receptor signaling pathway. The transcript is spliced from 4 exons. Gene Ontology annotation, cellular component: membrane. The record is from RefSeq and is a predicted model, not a curated record. Bases 28 to 1260 code for a protein of 410 amino acids. Lineage: Eukaryota; Metazoa; Chordata; Mammalia; Rodentia; Cricetidae.
CUACAGUUCUUCAUACGGGUACAUCACAUGGAAAUGGAAAACCAAACUAGCAUCUCUGAGUUUCUCCUUCUGGGCUUCUCGAGUUGGCCAGGGCAGCAAGGGCUCCUCUUUGCACUCUUCCUUUGUCUCUACUUAACAGGACUAUUUGGAAAUCUACUGAUCUUGCUAGCCAUUGGCUCAAACAAUCAUCUCCACACACCUAUGUAUUUUUUCCUUGCCAAUUUGUCCUUGGUAGACCUCUGCCUUCCUUCAGCUACAGUGCCCAAGAUGCUACUGAACAUCCAAACCAAGUCGCAAUCCAUCUCCUACCCUGGAUGCCUGGCUCAGAUGUAUUUCUGUAUGAUGUUUGCUAACAUGGACAAUUUUCUUCUCACUGUGAUGGCAUAUGACCGUUAUGUAGCCAUCUGCCAUCCUUUGCACUAUACAACAAUUAUGACCCCACGCCUCUGCACCUCUCUGGUAGCUUUGUCUUGGCUCAUUGCCACUUUGAAUCCUCUCUUGCAUACCCUCUUGAUGGCCCAAUUGCAUUUCUGCUCUAAAAACAUCAUCCACCAUUUCUUCUGUGACAUCAAUUCUCUCCUCCCUCUCUCCUGUUCUGAUACCAGUCUCAAUCAAUUGAUGGUUCUGUUUGUGGUGGGACUGAUCUUUGUGGUACCAUCAGUGUGUAUCUUAGCAUCCUAUGGUCGCAUUGUCUCUGCUGUGAUGAAAAUUAAUUCUAUUCAAGGAAAACUCAAGGCAUUCUCAACCUGUGGAUCUCACCUUGCCUUGGUUAUUCUUUUCUAUGGUGCUAUCGCAGGAAUCUAUAUGAGCCCUUCAUCCAACCAUUCAAAUGAAAAAGAUUCAGCGGCUUCAGUGAUUUUCAUGGUUGUAGCCCCUGUAUUGAAUCCUUUCAUUUACAGCUUAAGAAACAGUGAGCUGAAGGGGACUUUUAUAAAGACUCUUGGCCAGGCAUUAAAAAAUAAAGACACUGUUAUGAAAGGCUCAUACUGGAAGGACAAUAUGAAGUCAAAGGAUGAAGAGAUCGGUGAGGUCAAAGAAAUCAGUUCUGAGAAUGAAGAGUCAUUACAGAAGGAAGAUAUGCCCACAGAUAUAGAAUUUCUUGGGGUUAUCAACAGACUUAGCAAAGAUAGCUCUCAGCACCCUGAAUCCAAAGAUGCUGUUGAAAAUGGAAGUCCCAACAGCAAAGCCAUCCACCUGGAGCUUCUGACAGCCAGGAGGCGCGGCGCUCCAGCCCUUCGCGGACCGACCAUAGAGCUGUAA